Cannabis sativa is the source of this 1347-nucleotide messenger RNA. RefSeq names its product PHD finger protein ING1. Lineage: Eukaryota; Viridiplantae; Streptophyta; Magnoliopsida; Rosales; Cannabaceae. Bases 292 to 1023 code for a protein of 243 amino acids. The record is from RefSeq and is a predicted model, not a curated record. The transcript has 7 exons. Gene Ontology annotation, cellular component: nucleus.
AUUUAAACUUGGGACUUCAAAAUAUGAAAAAUAAAAAAGAUAGAUUCCAAAUAAGUAAAGUGAGGAUAAAAAUAGAGAAUGAGAUACUAAGAUAUAUAUUCUUAUUUAAAGUCUCGGAAAAGCACGUGAUCUGCACGUGACUGUUUGUCCCCUGCAAAAAUAACUGACCGGAGAAUACAAUCUCCUUUCUCGCCGGCAAUCCAAACCAAACCCUAGCCCCCAAUCCAAAUUCCCCUCCCUUCAAUCCCUAACACACCUUUUCAAUUUUUCUGGCUUCUACGUCAGACCCAAAUGUCUUUCGUCGAGGACUUUCAAACCAGCUUGGACGCACUUCCUAAUAUUUUGCAGAAGAAGUAUGCUUUGUUAAAGGAUCUAGAUAAAAGUUUACAAGAUCUUCAGAAACAGAAUGAGCAACGUUGUGAACAAGAGAUAGAGGAAUUUAAACGAGAGGUUAGGUCGGGAAAUAUUAAACCUGAUGCUUCACUUGCUAAAUUUUCGGAGGAGGCACUUGAUGAGCAAAAGCACAGCAUCAGGAUUGCAGAUGAGAAGGUAGCCUUGGCUGAGCAGGCUUAUGAAUUGGUCGAUACUCACAUACGACAACUGGAUCAAAUUUUCAAAAAACUCGGUGAAGAAAUCCGACGUGAAAAAGAAAGUGCCAUUGCUAGUGGCUCCCCUGCUGCGAGUUUGGAUAGUGGUGGAAAAUCUGGAAAGGGUGGUGAAGGCGGUAGAGGAGGCCGUAAGAAAACACGCCUGGCAGCAACAGCAGCAGUAUCAGCAUCAACCGAGCCAGCUACAGCACCGUCAAAUCUUACUAUGAUGGAUCUAGAGGUACCGGUGGAUCCAAACGAACCGACAUAUUGUUCCUGUAAACAAGUUAGCCAUGGGGCAAUGGUUGCAUGUGAUAACCCAAGUUGCAGUAUAGAAUGGUUCCAUUUCGGCUGUGUUGGUUUGAAAGAACAACCGAAAGGAAAAUGGUUUUGUCCGGAUUGCGCUACAUUGAAAAAGCGUCGAAAAGGCAGAUAAAUGCUUGCUGCUAAAUUGCAGCAUGUCAUGAUUAAGAUAAGCUCUCUUUUUGCUUUCUUUUGCCUUGUUCUUUGCUUUGUUUAAGCAAUCUUAUGUAAAUACUAUGCUCUUAUGCUUUGUGUGAGCAAAUUGUAUUGAAUGUACCCUUUGGUCUGAUAGAAUUUGUAAAACAAAGAUCAGAUACUGCACUAGUUAGCAUUGCAAGAAGUAAACAUUUCUGAAAUUAUAGUUGUAAUAAUAAUUUUUAUGCAUUUGAUUUUGUUAUUUACAAAGAUGUAAGAGAAAUUUUAGAGUAAUUAAUAGAGGAUGAUCUUGUUUCAUGGA